AGCUAAACACAAUGAUAUAGUUACCAUGGCUUUAAAAAAAUAUACUACAGCUGUGGAUAUCCUGUAUGACUGUUUGGAAAAGUAUGCAUGUAAACCAGGAAUUAAAAAAAGAAGAUUGGACUAUGAUUCAUUUCUUGAAUCUACAAUUCGCAAUUUAAAAAAUGUUAUCUCUAAAACAUUCACUCCACAAUUAAUGGUUGCGCGUAGUCGAGGAUUUAUUUUAGGUAACAAUACCGGAGAUUUUGGGAAGUAUUGUUUUGCAGCUUAUUAUACUUUUUUGAUUACCGAAAAUAAUGGUAUUUUUUUUUCAAAAACUGUAGAAGUAAUAAUGCAUUUAAUAACAUUGAAGAAUCUACCUCGUGCUAAAACAACACUAUACACUUGUUUUACAAACAAUAAUUUAAUUGAUUUUAUAAAAAAUCGCAGAUCUUUUGAUGAAUUUUUAAAUAGAUUAAGGAAAAGAAUUAUUUCUGCCGAUAUCCUACCUAGAAAUGCUCAUGACGAAAUAAUUAAAUUCUUAAAUGAAGAUUUAUCAAAUUUUACAAAUGAAAUAAUUAAUUGCUCCACUAGUUUUUAUUCAACAUUGUUUGAAGUAACAGAACCUGAAAUAUUAGAAAAUGAAAACGUGGAUGAUCUUGUGUUAAAAAGAUAUGAUGUAGCAAUAGAUAUUCUGUAUGGCUGCUUAGAAAAGUAUAGAUGUUAUUCAGCAACUCGCAAAAAAAAACUGAACCAUGACUCAUUUCGUGAAUCUACGAUCCGUAAAUUAAAGGAAGUUAUAUCUAAAACUGCCACUCCCCAAAAUAUGGUUAACUAUGUUCGAGCUUUUAUUUUUGGUAAUAAUCGCAGUGACUUUGCAAUGUAUUGUUCUGCAGCAUAUUAUACUUUAAUGACUUUAGAUGAAAAUCGCUCUCAACCAUGGUUUGUCAAAGGUGAGAAGUACUUAAAAGCUCUUAAAAAUCUUUUUCGGUUUCCCCAUCAAUUGUGAUUUGAAAACCUGAACUUCUAAUAAAUUUUAAUAAGAAAAAUUGAAAAAAAAAAUAAAAAUUUUAUUUAAAUAUUUUUAUUGUUGGUGCAAUCAAAAUGGAAGAGUGGGUCGUAAAUCUGCUUUUCAUAUAAUGAGCGAUGAUUGAAUUUUUUAGUCAUGCAUAAUGAUUUUUUUGAAAACUAUCUUUAUUUUCGCUUAUUUGAAUAGCGAUUCAAAUUAAAAAUAUAUGUUGAGAAAAGAAAAGAGGACAUCAUUAUUUUUGAAAUUAUAACUUCCCCCAUGAAAUUAUUUUUUGGUUGCGCCACUGAUAUUGAUUAAUUUUAUAUUUAAUUCAUAAUAACUCAUUAUUGUAAUAAGAUUACAGUUCAAAAUAUAAUUUUGGUUUUGUCAAUCGAUACAAUUUUAUUUUAUUUAUUCCGUUAAACUUCAUAAUUUUAUUGCUCUAUUUUUACUAUUUAUUACUCUAAAGUUUAAAAAUAUGUU
This is a messenger RNA of Daktulosphaira vitifoliae (grape phylloxera), 1468 nucleotides long. RefSeq lists its product as uncharacterized. The transcript is spliced from 7 exons. Lineage: Eukaryota; Metazoa; Arthropoda; Insecta; Hemiptera; Phylloxeridae. The record is from RefSeq and is a predicted model, not a curated record. Bases 26 to 985 code for a protein of 319 amino acids.